UCCAUUUUUGUUCAUUAAAUUUAAAUUCUAACUGUAAAUUGAAUUAUUUUGGGGAAUAGCUCUCUCUCUAUAUACAUGCAUUGUAUUUCCCUGUCAAAUUAAUGGCGGUCAAUAGCAGGUGGUGGACGAAGGAAACGGUGGCGGUGGUGACAGGGGCGAACAAAGGCAUCGGGUUUGAAAUUGUCCGUCAAUUCGCAGAAAAUGUUCUCACUGUUAUUCUCACUGCAAGGGACGCCAAUAGAGGAUUGAGUGCCGUAAAAACCCUCCAUGAUCAGGGUUUCAAUAAUGUUGUGUUCCAUGAGCUGGAUAUUCAGAAGCCCCACAGUGUCUCAGAUUUUGGAAGGUGGAUGAAGGAUAACUAUGGCGGCCUCGACAUACUGGUUAAUAAUGCUGCUAUUUAUGGGAUGUUUAGGGAUAAUGAAGUUGUGAUGCAAGCUCUCCAAGUUCCAGGAGUGUAUGACCAUAUUAUAGACACACUUAACAAUCCAAUAUUUGCCAAAGCACACAAAACAAACUACGAAUUGUCAAAGAAUUGCAUAGAAAUAAAUUAUUAUGGAACGAAGAGAAUCACAGAAGAAUUACUGCCGUUGCUCCGACCAGAAGGUCGAAUUGUGAAUGUGUCCUCAGAAGCCGGAUUGCUACGGUUUCUGAAGAAUGAUUCGCUUCAAAGGCAGCUUUCUGAUGUCUCAAAUAUAACAGAGGAAUUCAUUGAUAACAUGGUUGAAAUGUUUUUGGAGGAUAUGAAAGAGGGGGAAUUGGAAGGGAAGGGUUGGCCCAUUUUUGCAGCUCCAUAUUCUCUGUCAAAGAUUGCUUCAAAUGCCUAUGCUCGCCUCCUCGCUGAAAAAUUAUCAAACAGUGAAGGAGGGAAAAGAAUAUAUGUGAAUUGUGUUCAUCCAGGAGUAGUUCAAACCGACAUGAGUGGGAACAGGGGAAACUUAACUGCUUCACAAGGAGCAGAAAGUUCUGUAAUGGUAGCUCUGUUGCCACCUGGUGGACCUUCUGGACAGUUUUAUUUCCUCAAGGAUCGCCAUGAAUUUUAAGGACAUUCCCACUUUCAUGGGAGUGAUUAUAUGAAUAUUUAUGUGGAUUACAGCGAGCAGCGUAUGGAUUUCACUAAAUAGAUUCUUCUGUCAUCACAGUAAUUUUAAUUUUGUUAGGGAUGUCACAUUUUGUCUUGUCAAUAAUUUCACACUUUCUUGUUUUUAUUUCUGGAUUCUAUUUUGUGUUUUCUUACAUUAAGUUUCUGAUCAUUAUGUGUGACAGAUGUAAAAAACAUACAUUCAAAUUUCAGAAACAAAAGCAAGAAACAGUAUGGAUUGUGGAAAGUUGAU
This is a messenger RNA of Cryptomeria japonica (Japanese cedar), 1331 nucleotides long. Its product is annotated as salutaridine reductase. The record is from RefSeq and is a predicted model, not a curated record. NCBI's taxonomy places the organism in Eukaryota, Viridiplantae, Streptophyta, Pinopsida, Cupressales, Cupressaceae. Gene Ontology annotation, cellular component: membrane. The transcript has 5 exons. The coding region runs from base 102 to 1040 and encodes 312 amino acids.